Messenger RNA from Mitosporidium daphniae, 390 nucleotides. Its product is annotated as translation initiation factor eIF1A-like protein. The record is from RefSeq and is a predicted model, not a curated record. The transcript is spliced from 2 exons. The coding region runs from base 1 to 390 and encodes 129 amino acids. Gene Ontology annotation, cellular component: nucleus. Lineage: Eukaryota; Fungi; Microsporidia. Gene Ontology annotation, molecular function: translation initiation factor activity. Gene Ontology annotation, biological process: translational initiation.
AUGGUUUUACCAAGGCGGUCAAUUCAACAAGGCUCAUUGGAGGAUUUCCCUUUGCCCGUCAGCUCAGAAGACAUAGCUGAAAAUACGUACAUUGCACUGGUAACUGCAGUAAAGGGCCAAUCCCUUUUCGAAAUCUCGCUUCCAGUUUCGAUAAACUCCGAUGCGGACAGCCGCGUGCAGACAGAUGGCCCACCAUCAUCCGGUGUUCUUGUGCAGUUGCCUAACCGGUUUAAAAACACGCUUUGGGUAAAACGGGGUGGCUAUGUGAUGGUUAAAAUUUAUGAAAACCCGUGCAACAAAAUCAUCGGGCAAAUUGAGCAUGUUCUGUUUGAUUCCCAAAUCAAGCACAUAAAAAAGCAGGGCCUAUGGCCAUCUGUUUUUUCUUCGUGA